Besnoitia besnoiti is the source of this 834-nucleotide messenger RNA. RefSeq lists its product as uncharacterized. The record is from RefSeq and is a predicted model, not a curated record. The transcript has 6 exons. Lineage: Eukaryota; Apicomplexa; Conoidasida; Eucoccidiorida; Sarcocystidae. The coding region runs from base 1 to 834 and encodes 277 amino acids.
AUGGAGGCAGAAGAGCGAAAACUGAGCGGAGGUGGGGUGUCUGUGUCGGAGGCGAAGGAAGGACACAGGACGGAUGAUUCAGGAACCAAGCGUUUGGUUCGCGAUGAAGCCCUUAGUAGCAGGUAUAUCGCCUAUCUCCGAAGCAUCAAAGACAAUUGGUCGUCCUGCCACGCAGCUCGACUGCUAACUCCAGAGCUUUUGGUAUACAUACACCAGAGGUUUAUUAUGUUGUCGACGCCGCUGAAAGUCCGCGUGCUGACUUCGUUUCUCUACCUUCGACCAAGACUCCGCGAGUCAAGCAAAGACAUCUUAGGCGAAAUUUUAAAGGAAGCCGAGACCGACCCUAACGAAUGGGUGAAGAAGCUCAGUCGCAUCCUGGUUCCGUAUAUUUCCAGCGGCCGUGUGGACUUGCGCGAGACUGACACAGAGACUGCGUUUCGCAUCAUCAGUUUCUUGGACGAGCAACGAGCCCUGCAUCCUGAAGACGGCAACUACAAGCGAAAAGGUGGACUAGAAGAACAGCACUUGUGUGACCCAGAGUUUGAGUUCCCGAGUGCGGAAGCGGCGACGUUGGCAGCCUCGCGGACGUCAGAUUUGCCGGCACAGGAGCAGAUGCAGGCCCAGCUCGACAUACAGCAGCCUGCAACACUCGAGAUGAACUUGUUCACAGCUCGCGAGAACUUCGACGAUCUUAUGCGGGGGACUGUCAGACGAGGCAUGAAGCAGCUGCGGCGCGCGGCCGAGACCCAGCAGCAGCGCGAAGAAGCGGCGCUCCUCCGCCGACCCACGGGUCCGCAGAGUCUCGGGGAGUUCGGCCGGAGAGCACCGGACUAG